Messenger RNA from Rangifer tarandus platyrhynchus (Svalbard reindeer), 732 nucleotides. The record is from the annotation of a GenBank genome assembly. NCBI's taxonomy places the organism in Eukaryota, Metazoa, Chordata, Mammalia, Artiodactyla, Cervidae.
AUGUUUUUAGGGGCGGGUGAAGACCUGGAAACCGAAGGCGCAUCAGAUCUUGAAGGCGCUUUCUUAGAACUGGAGUAUCCGGACAUGCCCACCGUCUUCAACAAGUGUCGUCCGCCAUGUAGAAGGCAGACAAAGGAUAUGCUGGACGGGCUUGAUGACGACGCUGAAGAUGACGAUGAUGAUGACGCGGUGUCAGCAGUCACAGACGACGCUGACGAAGAGGAAGAGCUCUUUUCUGAUGCGCUGGAUUCAGACGAAAGCCUCGGCAAGACUAGUUUCAUGCACCAGGACGAUCGCGUCCACCCAGGCGUAACCGAUGACGAUGGCAUCUGGAACACCGACAGUCCUACGGGAGGCGAUAUGCUCCCAAUCGAAUAUACGCUUGAAAAGUACAAGGAUACUACCAGCUCGGCACGAAAGACGGAGGAAGCUGGUUCACCAGCUUUGACCCAAGCCAUUAGUCAAGUGGACAACAGUUUGGACAAGCACAAUGCCAUGCCCUUCUCUGUUUCACAGGAUGAAUCAGAAUCACCGACAUCACAGAUGCAUCCGCCUUCAGGCCUGUCGAGUGCACCAUCGUCUGCACACCAGGCAGACAAUAGCCAAGCUUCCCCUCCUCCUAUACCGACAGAAGAAUCGCCCGCAGCAGGAACUGGGGGAAAGCGGAGCACCUCCGCAGCCUUCACAGGGAGGAAGCUCUGGAAGCAGACGAGAACUGGCGGAGAACGAUGA